Molecule: messenger RNA, 3311 nt
Organism: Aspergillus brunneoviolaceus CBS 621.78
Lineage: Eukaryota; Fungi; Ascomycota; Eurotiomycetes; Eurotiales; Aspergillaceae
Product: putative nonsense-mediated mRNA decay protein (Nmd5)
Exons: 8
Coding region: 174-3311 (1045 amino acids)
Biological process (GO): protein import into nucleus
Cellular component (GO): cytosol; nuclear envelope
Molecular function (GO): small GTPase binding
Source: RefSeq, a predicted model, not a curated record
CUUUUGCAAUCUGCACACUUACUAUCAUUACUCCCCCGCUAUUUUAUCCUCCCUUCCCCCCCCCUCUCUUCUCUCUUCUCCCCCUUCAUCCCGUGGCUCAGCACUACGUAACGGGUCCUUUCUUUCUUUUUCGAGCUUUAUAACUAUAACCCGGGGGCCGUCACUGGUGCGAGAUGGAUGUUGCAGCUUUGAGAGACCGCAUACAGUCUACCCUCGACGCCAAUGCGGAUAUCAGACGCCAAGCUGAGUUGGACUUGAAAUAUGCCGAGACACAACCGGGCUUCAUAAAUGCGCUUCUGGAUAUUCUGCAGGGGGAACAAAAUAAUGCCGUCCAACUGUCGGCCGGUGUUUACCUGAAGAACCGAAUCACUCGCGGCUGGUCUGUUGUCGAAGAAAGCCCUUUGCGCGCACCGAUCCCGGAGGAGGAAAAACCGAGUUUUCGAGAGCGACUGAUCCCGGCAUUGGCGUCCACCCCACCGAAUGUCAGAGCACAGCUUGUUCCCCUCCUCCAGAAGAUUCUUCAGCAUGACUUCCCCGAGCAGUGGCCGGGCUUCCUGGAAAUCACCCUUCAACUCUUGGGAACCAACGAUGCGAACUCGGUCUACGCUGGACUGCAGUGCUUGCUGGCGAUCUGCCGCGUGUACAGGUUCAAGGCGGGAGAGAAGCGGGAAGAAUUCGACAAGAUCGUUGAGCACACGUUCCCUCAGCUGCUGAAUAUCGGAUCGAAGUUGGUUGAUGAGGAAAGUCUGGAAGCUGCGGAAAUGCUCCGGAUUGUUGUCAAGUCAUACAAGCAUGCUAUCUACUUCGAACUUUCGCCGUCCCUUCAAACGCAGCAAGCUACGGUGGAUUGGUGCACGCUCUUCUUGCGCAUCAUUGCCAAGCAGCCUCCGGCUAAUGCUAUGAUGGAGUCCAAGGAAGAAAGAGAGUUGAACCACUGGUGGAAGUGCAAGAAGUGGUCGUACGCCAAUCUGAACCGUCUUUUCAUCAGAUACGGAAACCCCACAACAAUGACGAAGUCGAGCACUCCCGAUUAUACCCAAUAUGCCAAGAACUUUAUUGCCAACUUCGCCCCCGAGAUUCUCAAGGGAUACUUGCAGGAGAUUGACAAGUGGGUGUCCAAGGGUCAGUGGCUCAGCAACCCGGCGCUCGCCUACACUCUGGUUUUCUUGGAGGAAUGUGUCAAGCCGAAGGCGAUGUGGGACCACCUCAAGCCCCAUAUGGACAACUUGGUUGCUCACUUCAUCUUCCCGAUUUUGUGCCAGUCUGAUGAAGACAUCGAGCUAUUCCAGGAGGAUCCUUCGGAAUACCUCCACCGGAAGUUGAAUUACUACGAAGAGGUUUCGGCGCCUGAUGUCGCCGCCACCAAUUUCUUGGUUGCUUUGACAAAGAACCGCAAGAAGCAGACUUUCGCCAUUCUCACAUUUGUGAACGGCGUCGUUAGCAAGUAUGAGUCUGCUCCGGAAGAUCAGAAGUCGCCUCGGGAGAAGGAAGGUGCUCUGCGGAUGAUCGGUUCUUUGGCCUCUGUCAUCCUGGGCAAGAAGAGCCCUAUCGCUGGUGAGGUCGAAUACUUCUUUGUCCGUCACGUUUUCCCAGAAUUCCGCAGCCCUCAUGGCUUCCUCAGAGCCCGUGCAUGUGAUACUCUGGAGAAGUUCGAACAGCUUGACUUCCAGGACCCGAACAACCUUAUGAUCAUUUACAGAAACAUCCUAGAGUCCAUGACGGACCCUGAAUUGCCUGUCAGGGUUGAGGCUGCGCUCGCUUUGCAGCCCCUUAUUCGUCACGACAUCAUUCGGACUUCGAUGCAGCAAAAUAUCCCCCAGAUCAUGCAGCAGCUUCUCAAGCUCGCCAACGAGGUCGAUGUGGAUGCUCUCGCCAACGUCAUGGAGGAUUUCGUCGAGGUCUUCUCUGCCGAGCUUACUCCGUUCGCUGUGGCACUCAGCGAGCAGCUUCGCGACACCUACAUGCGUAUUGUGGGAGAGCUCCUGGAACGCAAUGCCACCAAGGGUGACGAGGACGCUUACGGCGACUUCCUGGAUGACAAGAGUAUCACGGCUCUUGGUGUCCUGCAGACGAUUGGCACUUUGAUUCUCACUCUCGAGAGCACUCCGGAUGUGCUGCUUCACCUCGAGACCAUCCUCAUGCCUGUCAUCAGCAUCACUCUUGAGAACAAGCUAUAUGACUUGUACAACGAAGUUUUUGAGAUCAUUGAUAGCUGCACCUUUGCUUCUAAGUCGAUUUCUCCCACCAUGUGGCAGGCCUUCGAGCUCAUCCACAAGACCUUCAAGGCCGGAGCUGAGCUUUAUCUUGAGGACAUGCUCCCUGCUCUCGACAACUAUAUCGCCUACGGCUCUCAAAUGCUGGUCCAGAACCCCGCUUACCUGGCGGCCGUUGUGGGUAUGGUUCAGGAUAUCUUCCACGAUGAGAAAGUGGGCGGUGUUGACCGGAUUUGCGGCUGCAAGCUCGCCGAGACUUUGAUGCUCAACCUGCGUGGCUUUAUUGAUCAGUACAUCCCGGUCUUUAUCGAGCUCGCGAUGCGUGUCAUUGACGCCGGCGAGGCGCGCACCAAGUCGUACCGCAUCCACUUGAUGGAGAUGGUCAUCAACGCCAUCUACUACAACCCUGUUCUCAGCUUACAGGUGCUGGAAGCCAAUGGCUGGACGAACAAGUUCUUCAGCACAUGGUUCUCCAACAUCGACAACUUCAGACGGGUGCAUGACAAGAAGCUGUCGAUUGCAGCAAUCAGCUCCCUAUUGACCCUGAAGGCUGGCGAUGUCCCGACCAGCGUUCAACAAGGUUGGCCUAGACUUCUCCAAGGAGUGACCCGACUCUUCCAAACCCUGCCUGCUGCUAUCAAGAACCGUGAAGAUGCCACCAAGGAGUCCGAUUUCACAUAUGAUGACGAAGAUGAUGUCGAUGACGAGGAGAACGACUGGGAUGGAGAGGUUGAGUGGACUGAGCGGGAUGAAGCCGAAGGCGUUCUGGAAGAUGACGUUGCCGACGAGACCACUGCUUACCUCGAUUUCUUGAACAAGGAGGCUCAAAAGUUCGGCUCAUUUGCCGAUGAUGACGAUGAUGAGCUGGACGAAGGAAGCUUGCUGGAGACUCCUCUUGACAAGGUUGAGCCUUACGGCAUGUUCAAGCAUGUGUUCUUGAGCCUUCAACAAGAACAGCCGCAACUCUACGACAACCUGACAAAGAUCCUGAGCCCGGAGGAGCAGCAGGUGCUCCAAGCCGUUUUCCACGAAGCCGAUGCGAAGGCGUUGGCUGCGGCAAAUGCCGAAGCUGCAGGCGCCCAGGCUAAUGGAAACUGA